AGGACGGGAGACACCACGUGACACAUUCAGGUCAAGAAAAUGGCCGUUCGUCUGACGCUCACGCUGGAGAAAAUGGCACCAGAAGUGACGUCAACAACAAUAAUAAACACCAACUUUCCAGCAACGUCGCUGGCAGUGACGCAGCCCCAAGUUUCCUACAGAAGGCGUUUUCUUGGAGGGGCGCCAUCGUUGUCCUCCUCCACACGUCUUUCAUCAUCAACGUCUUGCCCAGAAACACCCUCCCCAUGGCCCUGGUGUGUAUGGUGGACCCUUACAAGGCCAGCAGGGGGAGCGGCAAUGUCACCUUCUCAAAUAGUUCCCAUGACGACAGACCAACGCUAAUCUCACAGAAUGACACGGGAGUAGAGGUUAGACCAUUCUGCCAGUUACCCAGUUGCUAACUAGUUAGUCAUUUAUAACUAGUCUGUCAGUUAGUUAAUUGCUAAUAGUCUGUCAGUCAUUUCCUUACUAGUCGGUCAUUUGGUCAACUGUAAACUUUUCAGUCUGUCAGUGCUAAUUUGUCUGCCAGUUAGUCAACUGCUAAUUCGUUUACCAGUUAGUCCCUUGCUAAUAAGUCUGCCAGUUAGUCACUUGCUAAUUAGUCUGCCAGUUAGUCAAUUGCUAAUUUGUCUGCCAGUUAGUCAACUGCUAAUUUGUUUACCAGUUAGUCCCUUGCUAAUAGGUCUGCCAGUUAGUCACUUGCUAAUUAUUCUGCCAGUCGGUCACUUGCUAAUUAUUCUGCCAGUUAGUCAAUUGCUAAUAAGUCUGCCAGUUAGUCACUUGCUAAUUAGUCUGCCAGUUAGUCAAUUGCUAAUUUGUCUGCCUGUUAGUGAACUGUUAAUUUGUUUACCAGUUAGUCCCUUGCUAAUAAGUCUGCCAGUUAGUCGCUUGCUAAUUAUUCUGCCAGUUAGCCACUUGCUAAUUAUUCUGCCAGUUAGUCACUUGCUAAUUAGUCUGCCAGUUCGUCUAAUUAGACUGAUUUUAUAUCUACACUUUUUUUUUAAACUGCUUCUAAAUUAUUUUUUUGUAAUCAACCAUAACAAAGCCAGCUUUCAACGGAUGGCAUUAGUGAUAGACGUUAACUGAACCCUUUUGAACGACACGAUCAAGGGAAACAAUUACUUGACAUAUAAAUAGGGUCAAAUUAAAAGGAAAUGCAAUAAAAAUUGGCACCGGACCACAGUUCAACCAACCUUUAAAGUCUUGGAAGCACUGCAUUAGAGAGUAAUUCUCUUUCUUGUUCCUCAGGUUGUGCAAUAUGAAUUCGACUGGGACUCGGAACUCCAGGGCCUCAUCCUGACGGGGAUCCAGUUCGUCUCGUUCACGGGGCCAAUCCUUAGCAACAUCGUGAAGAAUCUGAUCGGCAGCAAGAACUGCAUGACAGCCUUCACCUUGACCGGCGCCAUCUUCAGCAUCAUAUCCCCCGCGGCAGCGCGCGUUAGUCCAUACUUCCUGUUGGCUGUAAGAGUCGUCUCGGGACUUACUUUGGUAAAAGAUAAAUAUAUCUUUCUAAAAAUAGUAUUUUCAUUUACUCGUUUACCAAAGCGUAAAUUAUGCAUUUUGGCACCCUCUGAAAACGCUACUUGUGGCGGGUGUACACACCUCCCCCCACCCCGCAGGAUAAUAAUACAACAUACACAAUUGUAAAAUAUAUUUUGCAAAGAAAAUUCAAAUUAAAUUAUUGUUUAUUUUUGCUAAGUGGAGUAUUUUGUUGACUUUGGUAAUGUUACCUACCGUUAUGUGUAUAGAGAAUUUAAGAAUUGAAUCUCUUAUUUAACUAUAGACUUUGGUGAACGGAAAUUUGAUCGAAAGAAAUUUCGUCCACGGUAAAUUGAUCGACGGAAAUUUGAUCGAACGAAAAUUUGGUGGAAACAUUUUUUCAGUUCACUCGCUAAAAUUUUCGUCAAAUUUCUUUUUGAACGCACUCUACUGUAUGCUAAAACAAAAUAAUCCGUUCAAAAAAGAAAUUUGACGUAAAAUUUAAACGUAACAACUGAAAAAAAGCUUCGACCAAUUUCCGUUCGAUCAAAUUACCGUCGUUCAAUUUACCGUCGACGAAAUUUCUUUCGAUCAAAUUUCGGGAUACGAUAGACUCUAUGGCUCGUUGAAAAACAGUAAGCAACAAAAAAACGAUGCAAUGCAUUUAAUACGAUACUGGAGAAACGAUACCCGGACUAGGGCUGAUUGCAAUUGAUAACUUUUUAAGUUCAUAAUAAAUUACAAAAUCAAAUGAAAUAAAAACUAAAGCUAUUGACUUACAGUAAAGUGAUGACUUGUACAGGUAGGCUGCAAUGGCUGUAGAAUGUACAAUGUUGAAAAAGGUACAAUGUUGAAAAGGGUACAAUGUUGAAAAGGGUACAAUGUUGAAAAGGGCACAAUGUUGAAAAGGGUACAAUGUUGAAAAGGGCACAAUGUUGAAAAGGGCACAAUGUUGAAAAGGGUACAAUGUUGAAAAGGGCACAAUGUUGAAAAGGGUACAAUGUUGAAAAGGGUACAAUGUUGAAAAGGGUACAAUGUUGAAAAGGGUACAAUGUUGAAAAGGGUACAAUGUUGAAAAGGGCACAAUGUUGAAAAGGGUACAAUGUUAAAAAGGGUACAAUGUUGAAAAGGGCACAAUGUUGAAAAGGGUACAAUGUUGAAAAGGGUACAAUGUUGAAAAGGGUACAAUGUUGAAAAAAGGAACAUGCUCACGCACACGUCAAAAAUUAGUCAACAAAUCUCUGUCUCGUAUAGCAAAUCUCUCCGAAACCAAUCUCCUCUAUGCGUAUUUAUAGUCUGUUUUAAUGACUUUUCUAGAAAGUGCUGGGGGGGGGGGGGUCGUUCGUAAAGUACGUCACACGAAAAAUGACCUGUAUAGACCCCCCCCCCCCCCUCCCACCACGCGUCUCAAAAUCUUUUAUCCCCCCUUCCCCCCCCCCCCCCCCCAAGUGUCACGUUGCACCUAAAAAAAGAUCAAAACCUCGAUAAAAUGUUUAUAGCUUAUUAACUAAGAUUUUAUUUGAUCCUUUAACACUAGAAUAAAUGUCCCGAUGUUAUUGGGACAAUAAUUGCACGUAUUCUUAUAUAAUUUCUACCUGCUAUUGCAAAAACUCAUCACAAUUCAUAGAUUUAAAUAGAAAUGUCUAUGUCAUGAUAUUUACGUUUUUAACAUUAAGUUUUGAGAAGUAUUUAUCUGCUAUAUAUAUUAUGCCAUUACCCUACUCCCUUUCACGCCCCUAAACUCCUUUUUUUUCGCCCCUUUAACAUUACCUUAAAUUACCCGCUCUAAAUUAUCACACAUUAUAUCACUUCUGUCACUAAAGAAGUUUAUUGAGGGACGAUUUCUACACUAGAAAAUUACUUUAGAUUUACCUCUUUUCAUGCCCUUGAACUAAAACUUUUUUUUUCUAAAAAUUGUGAAAACAUAAACUUAAACCAAAAACUCAAUAUCUGAUAUUAAUAUAUUUUAUAUUAAAGGAAUUUCAUAUAUUAAUACGUUCAUAAAAAAUUUAAACGAACUUUUGCCUUGUUUUUUUUUUUUUUUGGGGGAGAGGUUUUUAAAUUAUACAUUAUCAAGACAUCGGGGGAAAAAAUUUGUUUCUAAAGAAGAAUCUCGCAAGCAUUGUUCACGUCUAUAACAGACUUGAGUGUCUUUUUUAACAAAAAUGUUAAUCUCAUAAAAAUACAUAUAUGCCCACUUUACUUUUCGCAAAGUAAAAACAGAAAAAUAUUUUCAUUUUAUAUUAACCCAGCUCUAUUUUUCAAAAUUAAAUUUUUAAGUGUAUAAAAUUAUUGGGUUUUGAUAUUCGUGGGAAUACUUAUAUAAAUGUGCCCACGUUUUGUUAACGCAAUUGAUUUUGUUAACUGGUAAAUAUAAUAUGUUUAAUUGUAAAAAGAGAAUGCAACAUCUCUUUUUCACAAAUCUUAUACCAUAGGAUUUAAAUAUAUUUUCAUACACGUAAAAAUGUACACAUCCUAUUUUCUACCUCCGAUAUGUAUGUACCCAAGAUGUUUAAUUAUUUAUCAAAUUCAUUCCUUUAUUUUGAGACGUACCUUGUGCUGCCUGGGGCAAAAUGAACAUACCCAUAUUUGCAAAAGAGAAUUUAACAUCUCUUUUUUUUCACAAAUGUAAUACCAUAGGUUUUAAAUAUAUUGUCAUCCACGUAAAAACUGUACACAUCUUGUUUCCUACCUCCGAUAUGUAUGUACCCAAGAAGGUUAAUUAUUUAUCAAAUUAAUUUCUUUAUUAUCUUGCGCUGCCUGGGGCAAAAUAACCAAUUUCCACCCCCCCCCCUUUCCCCGCCUAAAAUGAAAUAAAAUUAAUUAAUCAAAUUAAUUUCUUUAUUAUCUUCCGCUGCCUGGGGCAAAAUAACCAAUUUCCCCCCCCCCCCCCUUUCCCCGCCUAAAAUGAAAUAAAAUUAAUUAGCAUUAUCCACCGGAUUGUAGUCCUUUCCAUACCCAAACUAAUAUUUUUUUUUCACUUCAUAUGGUUUGUUCUGAUUUGGAUGAGUUAAAAGUGGAUUAGUGAAUGCUAAUUAAUUAUAGUGUUUCGCUGCACUGACUGACUUAAACGGAAUUUUUCUUAUUAGAAGUAUAUUUAAAGGUUAAGUUUUUAUUACGUUAUAAAUUUAAUAAAAGUAUAUUUUAGGAUUUGUUAAAAGUACAGCUCAUUGAAUGUUAAAAGUACAAAGCUAAAAUUCGUAUGUGUUUUAUUAAUAAUUUAAAAAGCAAGCAAUUAUAUUUACUCAUUUUAAUUUUAAGUAGGGGAAAGUAUAUUAUCAGUUUUUUAACUCGCGGUUUAAAGUCAAAGAAAUUUAAGAGUUUUGGCUAAAAUAUGCGAUACGUUCUAUGACGUCAUUUGCGUGUUUAUUUAGAACAAAUUAAUUUAUUUAAAUUUUAUUUCGCAAUAUUAACAACGCACUAAAACGCGCACUAAAAUAACUGAUGUUUGGGUUUUCCCGAUAAAUGUGAUUACGGUGUAAUUCUUUGAACAUGAUUUUUUUUUUCAAUUUUUUUUUUCAUAACAUUAAAACGCAUAUAAAAUGCUUAAGAUAUUUCCUUAGUUUUUACUUUGCAUGUAUUUGUAAUAAAUAAUAAUAAUACUUUAGCGUUUACUAAAAUAAAAACGGAUAUAUAAUAAUUUUUGCGCAUUUGAAUUUAUUCGAUUUCCGUAAAAUAAUAGAAAAUAACUAUGACUGUUUUUAACAAUCUAGACGUAUUGAAAUCCUUUCGGUUCUUUGGAGUUAGCAUAGCCCAUUUAUAUAUAUAUAUAUAUAUAUAUAUAUAUAUUUCCAUAAUGAAUCAGGAUGUUGUAUUAUUUGAAGUCUGUGACGCGAAACAACGAAGUCAUCCCCGAGUCGAAUGUAAAUUGGUCACAUCAGUUUCUGCGUCAUUUUUCAAUGUGCUCAAAAAGUGUUCACGACUGUAUUAAUGUAAAAAAAAAAUUCAAAAAUAAAAAAAAAAAAAGGUACCGCAAAAAAGUUUGACCCCCCCCCCCUCCCGUCACAAAGUGUCACAAAUUCUAGAAAAAAUGAAUGAAAGUAGACGUAACGCCUCUAACAGGUCAUAAGAGUUCUGUUCGCUCAUUGAUUCAGAGUUAAAGUAAAUAUUAGGCCACCGGUUAUUAUAUAACCCAGGCCCAGUGGCCCCAGUAGUGGCCCCUGUAGUAACCCCAUUAGUGGCCCCAGUAGUGGCCCCAGUUGUUGCCCCAGUAGUGACCCCAAUAGUGGCCCCAGUAGUGGCCCCAGUUGUUGCCCCAGUAGUGACCCCAGUAGUUGCUCCAGUAGUUGCCCCCGUAGUGGCCCCAGUAGUGGCUCCAGUAGUUGCUCCAGUAGUGGCCCCAGUAGUGACCCCAUUAGUGGCCCCAGUAGUGACCCUAGUAGUGGCCCCAGAUCACCGGGGUCAUCACACCCUAGUAGUGGCCCCAGUAGUGGCCCCAGUAGUGGCCCCAGUAGUGACCCUAGUAGUGGCCCCAGUAGUGACCCCAGUAGUGGCCCCAGUAGUGGCCCCAGUUGUUGCCCCAGUAGUGACCCCAGUAGUUGCUCCAGUAGUUGUCCCCGUAGUGGCCCCAGUAGUGGCUCCAGUAGGGGCUCCAGUAGUUGCUCCAGUAGUGGCCCCAGUAGUGGCCCCAGUAGUGGCCUCGCUUUCCUCUCCUUGUCAUGGCCUAAAUAAGUUACACACUUAAAAUGAUCUUAAAAUAGAAGACUUCACUUUCCUCUUCUCUUAUAUUGUGACGUUGUCUUUGUGGACAGCAAAGGGGGGAGAGGGGUAAAUUAAAUGUAAACCAAAUACUCUCUAAACAUAUUUCACAAUAAUUAAAGACGUUUUGCCUUUCUUCCACAGGGGGGUAAUGUCCCAAUGGUGGGUGAGGCCCUCGCCUGGUGGACGCCCGACUCUGAGAAACUCACCUGGGUGGCGUGCUCGUUUGCAGGU
Messenger RNA from Lymnaea stagnalis (great pond snail), 6411 nucleotides. The record is from the annotation of a GenBank genome assembly. Lineage: Eukaryota; Metazoa; Mollusca; Gastropoda; Lymnaeidae.